Molecule: messenger RNA, 5006 nt
Organism: Nannospalax galili (Upper Galilee mountains blind mole rat)
Lineage: Eukaryota; Metazoa; Chordata; Mammalia; Rodentia; Spalacidae
Gene: Kansl1l
Product: KAT8 regulatory NSL complex subunit 1 like
Exons: 16
Coding region: 218-3175 (985 amino acids)
Cellular component (GO): NSL complex
Molecular function (GO): histone acetyltransferase binding
Source: RefSeq, a predicted model, not a curated record
CCGGAGCUGCGGGCAGCAGGCGGACUGUUAAACCGCGGCGGCCGGGGCGGGAGCGGGGCGCGCUCUGGAGACGAGGCAGCGGCGCUCCGGGUCGGGGGAGGCGGGCGGGCAGCUAGACAUCGCCGGCAGCCCCCACCACGGCCGGACCGAAGGUGCGGCGGCGGAGGGCAGCCUGGGCGCCCCAGCAGGUUUCCAGUAAUUAUCUGCAGGAUUCGCCAUGACCCCAGCCCUGAAGGAGACAACAACAAAGGGUAUCUGCUUUUCAUCUUUGCCAAGUACCAUGGAAUCUGACAAGAUGCUAUGCAUGGAAAAUCCACGAACUGGAGGUGAAAAGCUAAAAGGAGGAGACACUUUCUCUCAGAUGCUGGGAUUUCCGACUCCUGAACCUACUCUUAAUACUAAUUUUGUGAAUUUAAAACAUUUUACCUCCCCUCAGGCUUCAAAACAUUUUCAGACAGUUCUUCUAAUGAGCUCUAAUUCUACAUUAAAUAAAUAUGAGAAUUAUAACCAAAAGAAAUUAGGGGAGGCUAACUGUAGUAAGCUGAAAAAUGUACUGUGUAAUGGCAGCAACAUUCAGCUCAAUAAAAUCUGCCAUUCUCAUUCUGAGAAUGAAUUAACCAAAAAGGACCUUUCAGAUAGCACAAGCCAGUGCAUGAAGGAUUUACAAAUAGUUUUGGAUUCAAAUCUCACCAAAGACACUAAUGUAGAUAAGAUACAUCUGCAAAACUGUAAAUGGUACCAAAAGAAUGCACUUGUGGAUAGAUUUACUGAUACUAAGAUUAAAAAGGGUUUAUUGCAGUGUACUCAAAAGAAAAUUGGACCUGUUCACUCAAAUAUGCCUGUCAGUUCCUCAGCUGCUGAGAAAGAGGAGGAAGUGAAUGCUCGUUUACUGCAUUGUGUAAAUAAACAGAAAAUUUUACUUAGCCAGGCUAGAAGAACUCAGAAACACUUGCAGAUGCUCCUGGCAAAGCAUGUUGUUAAGCACUAUGGUCAACAGAUGAAAUUUUCUAUGAAGCAUCAGCUGCCCACAGUGAAGAUCUUCCAUGAUAACUGUUCAAGUUUACUUGAACACACUGAAAUUAAGCCAGAAGUCAACAUACUGACUUCAGAGAAUAAAUUAUGGGAUGAUACAAAAAAUGGCUUUGCCCAGUGUACAGCCACAGAAAUCCAAAGAUUUGCACUGUCUGCUACAGGGCUGUUGUCUCAUGUCGAAGAGGGCCUGGAUUCUGAUGCAACCGAUAGCAGCUCUGAUGACGAAUUGGAUGAAUAUACCAUUAGAAAAAAUGUGGCAGUUAAUUCUAGUACUGAAUGGAAGUGGCUUGUAGACAGAGCACGAGUCGGCAGCCGUUGGACUUGGCUUCAAGCCCAGAUCUCAGAGCUAGAAUACAAAAUCCAGCAACUAACAGAUGUUCACAGGCAGAUUCGGGCCUCCAAGGGGAAUGUGACCCUAGAAGAAUGUCAUUCCCAGAAAGACAUUUUGCAAAGACAAAUUCAAUUUUCAAACCAAGCAAUUUCAUUAAACACUUCAGGGAAUCCUCAGAUUCCCCAAAGGAGUCAAGAACCUUUACCAGAACAAGAUUUUGAGAUGUCACCAAGCAGCCCUACACUACUUCUUCGAAACAUAGAAAAACAGAGUGCACAAUUGACUGAAAUCAUCAACAGUUUGAUAGCCCCUCUCAACUUGUCUCCAACUUCAUCACCCCUCCCUUCUAAAUCCUGUAGCCACAAAUGUCUGGCUAAUGGCAGUUCAAGAAGUGCUUCAGAGAAUUUAGAUGAGCUCUCUUCCUCCAGUAGCCUGUUACUUAAUCAGAAGCACAGUAAGAAAAGGAGAAAAGACAGGACAAGGUUGAAAUCUCCAUCCUUGGCUAUCAUGAGUACAGCUGCCCGAACAAGGCCACUUCAGAGUUUCCACAAACGAAAACUCUACAGAUUGAGCCCCACUUUUUAUUGGACUCCUCAGACUUCACCUUCAAAGGAUGCAUUUUUAAAUGUUACGCAAAUGCCUUACCUGCCAUCAGCUUCAAGUUGGGGUAACUGUGAACACAAUUCCAAGUCUCAGAUGUUAAGAGAACAUGUUUCAAAAAUAGAUUCCUCUUUUCAUCCCGUUCUAUCAUUGCCAUCAGAUGUGCCUCUUCAUCUUCAUUUUGAGACAUUAUUUAAAAAGACUGAAAUAAAAGGAGAGCUUGCUGAAAAUAAAUUUGUAGGCAACUAUAUCAUAUCAUCAUCAGCUGUACAUGGUACUUCUCUCAGUCAGUGGAGAAAUGGAUAUUCACCUAUAUGUAAACCUCAGAUAAGGUCAGAAUCAUCUGCACAACUAUUACAGGGAAGAAAAAAAAGACAUUUGAGUGAAACAGCAUUAGCAGGAGAAAGAACUAGAAUUGAAGAAUUUGCUUUUCAACGCACAGAACCAGGAUUCCAUUGCGAUUUUACUGCUGUCUCUAAUGUCAAUGUCACAUCAAGAGCCCAGAAUUCGUCCUCACAAAAUACUGCACGACGCAGGUUAAGAAGUGAGAGCUCUUAUGACAUAGAUAACAUUGUGAUUCCCAUGUCAUUAGUAGCCCCAGCCAAGUUAGAGAAACUCCAAUAUAAAGAAAUACUUACUCCACGCUGGAGGAUGGUUGUUCUUCAGCCUUUGGAUGAACACAAUUUAAGUGACGAAGAGAUAGAAGAUCUUUCUGAUGAAGUCUUCUCCCUAAGACACAAAAAAUAUGAAGAGAGAGAGCAAGCUAGGUGGUCACUCUGGGAGCAAAGCAAGUGGCAUAGAAGAAAUAACAGAGUUUACAGUAAAAAUGCUGAAGGACAGGAUUUGAUUUUGAAAGAACACGCUAAUGACUUUAAUAAUGGUCAGCAAUGUGCUGCUCAAAGUCCUCUUGAGCUUCCAGCAGAGAGCCAUGAUCUGUGUGGACAGGAUUCACUUUCUUUAAAUGAAAGUCAAGAAGUCAAGUCUUUGUGGUGGGAACGACGAGCUUUUCCACUGAAGGAUGAGGACACAACAGCCUUAUUAUGCCAGGAUGAAAGAAAGGAUCAGACUGAGAGGGCACACACAGCCUUCCACGGUGAAGUUUUCUGUCCUAGCGCAGCAGAGGACGGCCACCCUCCAAAAAUGCAGUCAGAGGGAAUGGAAGAGCAUAAAACCUUUGGUAUAGGAGUUGCUAAUGUUAAAAGAAAUAGGUGACAGGGAACAUGUUAAGAAAACUGAAAGGAAGACAGGAAAAAAAAACAACCCCCUUCUGGAUUUUCCACCCCAUGGUCACAGUUCCAGAACAAGAGGACAUGCUGCAUGCAUCCAUCUUAUACUGUCUGUGAAGCAGGCCAGAGAAGUUUCUCUUUCCUUCCUGCACCACAGAAGUAGCUAGCUUUUCAUCUACACAGAAAAGCUGGUCAUUUGUGCUUGUCAGAUAGGUCACAAGCAUCAAGAUUAACUGCUGCCAUUUGAAGCUAAAUCACAUUGCUGGGUAAUUUUUAAGGUGAUAUCUCCCCAUGUAUACUUGACUUGCCUCAAAUGACAACUAUUUUUUUUUUGUUCACAUGGUAAUUCACUAAAAUUGCCUCAGAAAUAUGAGAAUAUACCAAUGUGUACAUAGAAAACACACACAUAUGCACGCACUUGCACGUAGUUUUAAGACUGUGCUAACAGUGAUCCAUGCCACUUAAAAAUGCAUGUAUGAACUACUCUAUGCAAUGCAAGCUGCAACAAACCUCAAGCACAGGUGUCCACUAAUAAAACACCUAAAAGCUUUGACUAUGUAGAGGGAGGUUUUUUUUUUUUUUUCUUUUUAACCCUUUAACCAACACAAGUUAUUCACGUGAAUUCUUACAUCAGAUAACACAGUAUUCAUUUAUUUGAAAUCACUGUUAUCUCCUGCACUAACCACAGGCUACUUUGUUUAUUACUAAUAGAAUUAAGAGAAGCAACUUAGAAUUUAAUAUUGGUACAUUUUAAAAUGAUCACAUUUUUUGAAAAUUCAACUUGAGUUUUUAACCUACUUUAUGUACCUCAUGGAGAUAUCAAUUUAAAAUGUAUAAACAUAAAAAUUGUAAGGUGGUUGUAAUUCUAGCUACUGUACAGCUAGAAAAUUUACUGUAUUCUAGUUAAUCCGUUCCUCCUUUGCUAUAGCUUACAUUAUUCAAAUGUCUGCUCUUAUGGGCAUCCUAGAUUAAGAAUUCAGAUUUUUCAAAGAGUCAGACUUUAAUAUCGAUUACUGACCGAGGAAUGCACAUAAGCAAAAUUCUUUUGGAACCUAUGAUACCAUUUUUCCUAUAUGAAAAUUGAGGAUAAUUUGUAUGAAUCACUUUGUCAUGUAAAAAAGGUUAUUCAAUUUGUAGUACUCAUAUUACUGAAAAUCCUGGCCAUUAGUUCUAAAGUCUGUGGGAAUGGACACUAAAGGGGGUAACAAAAAAACCAUUCAAAUUCAAUACUUACAGACUGUUGCUUAUAGUUUCACUGUACAUUUAUUUUUAAAGAAAAAGAAAACAAAAGCCAGAAAAACACAAGUUGCCCCAGCAAAUAAAUUCAAAUCUUUGUCAUGUCUAAUAGUAUAAUCUACAUUUUUUAAUUAAAGUUAUUUCUAUAUGCCUUGUAUUGUGUGAUUUGAUUAAAUGCUAUUAUUCAUGAAACCAAUCUUUCUUAAGCUAAAAUAAAAACAAGUAUUAAUAAACUUCUACCUUGUAGGGCAGGAAGAAGCCCAAACAAGUUCUAUUCCAUGAGAACGUGUCAGUGUUCUUAUUUUUUUAACCUUAUUUUUCAAAACAUAUAGCCUGAAGAAAUUUAACAACACUGGUUUUUUUUCCUUGUCAUAUUCAAAAGUGAAGUAGCUGAUACAUAGUCUCUGGGUUACUGGGAACACAGUUAUAAAUACUUAGCUUACAGAGUAACUCUGUAUCCUAUCAUCUCAGCUUAUUCUUUCUUCCUUAGAAUAAAAUCUGUAUCCCUGGGGUCAAAAUCCAUAGAUUAGCAGAGUAGUUCUUGACACUCAAUUCUUUAGAGGGUACAGUUAAACUGAAAA